Ichthyophthirius multifiliis is the source of this 477-nucleotide messenger RNA. Its product is annotated as transcription factor btf3, putative. The transcript has 3 exons. The record is from RefSeq and is a predicted model, not a curated record. Gene Ontology annotation, cellular component: cytosol; nascent polypeptide-associated complex. Lineage: Eukaryota; Ciliophora; Oligohymenophorea; Hymenostomatida.
AUGAAUACAUAAGUCGACAAGGAAGUAUAAGAAGCAAGAAGAAGAUUAUAAGAAAAAAUAGGCGAUUCUAGAACCGGAGGAAAGGGAACUUAAAGAAGAAAAAUAAAAAAAGUUUAAAAAACCCAAAUUAAUGAUGAUAAAAAAUUAAAAACUGUAAUUAAAAAAUUUGGAGUUUAACCAUUUUAAGGAAUCGACGAAGUAAAUAUGUUCAGAGAUGAUAAAAAUAUUAUGCAUUUUGAUAGACCUGAAGUUUUGGCUUCUUUACAAAGCAAUACAUUCGUUAUAAUUGGAUAGCAUGAAACUAAAAGCUUAAAAGAUUUAUUACCUGAUAUUUUAUAACAUUUAGGACCUAAAUAACUUGAAUAUUUAAAAGAUAUCCUCUAAACAAAAGAAUAAGGAAAAUAUGAAAAGGGAGAAGAAGAUGAUAUUCCUUAAUUAUAAGAAAAUUUCGAAGAAGCAUCAUAAAAAGUAGAUUGA